Molecule: messenger RNA, 6654 nt
Organism: Rana temporaria (common frog)
Lineage: Eukaryota; Metazoa; Chordata; Amphibia; Anura; Ranidae
Gene: MAP3K15
Product: mitogen-activated protein kinase kinase kinase 15
Exons: 29
Coding region: 2068-6051 (1327 amino acids)
Biological process (GO): cellular response to stress; protein phosphorylation; MAPK cascade
Molecular function (GO): ATP binding; MAP kinase kinase kinase activity
Source: RefSeq, a predicted model, not a curated record
CAGACUCCAGCGUGUGAAUGACCGGCCUCAGAGGAGGAGGUGCCAUUUACAGCUGGAGGCAGAGGGAGGGGGACCCGUCCCGCCCUUCUAGGACAAGACAUGAGAGUGGGAGCCGAGUCCGGGCGCCUUAUUACACACUGUGACACCGUGGAGAUACAGGGCAGGGCAGUGGGGCACCGCCACCACUCACAUGGGGAGAACAUCACUCAGCAACACGGGCCAUGACUGAUCCCCGCACAGGACUCCCAGUGGGAACUCCAUGACAGGGUGCUGGAGGGAUGCCAGGAAAGUUACUUUUUAUAUCAACUCAGCAGCUCCUCUGACUACAUACAGAUCCCUGGAUACAGAGCAUGCAUUGAGAGCAGGCUACUUUCUUUACUGAUUACAUACCGAUCCAUAGAGCCUGCAUUGAGAUCAGACUGUAUUCUGUACUGAUUACAUACAGAUCUGUAGAGACUGCACUGAGAGCAGACUACAUUCUGUACUUACUACAUACAGAGCCUGCAUUGAGAUCAGACUAUUUUAUUUACUGAUUACAUACCGAUGCAUAGAGCCUGCAUUGAGAUCAGACUACUAUCUGUACUGAUUAUAUACAGAUCCAUAGAGCCUGCAUUGAGAUCAGACUGUAUUCUGUACUGAUUACAUACCGAUCCAUAGAGCUUGCAUUGAGAUCAGACUGUAUUCUGUACUGAUUACAUACAGAUCUGUAGAGACUGCAUUGAGAUCAGACUACUUUCUGUACUGAUGAUAUACAGAUCGGAUCCAUAGAGCCUGCAUUGAGAUCAGACUACUAUCUGUACUGAUUAUAGACAUAUCUCAUCCAUAGAGCCUGCAUUGAGAUCAGACUGUAUUCUGUACUGACUACAUACAGAUCCAUAGAGCCUGCAUUGAGAUCAGACUGUAUUCUGCACUGAUUACAUACAGAUCUGUAGAGACUGCAUUGAGAGCAGACUACAUUCUGUACUGAGUACUGACUACAUACAGAUCCACAGAGCCUGCAUUGAGAGCAGAGUACAAAUCUGUACUGAUUACUUACAGAUCCAUAGAGCAUGCAUUGAGAUCAGACUACUAUCUGUACUGAAUACAUACAGAUCCCUGGACACAGAGCCUGCAUUGAGAGAGCAGACUACAAAUCUGUACUGAUUACAUACCGAUCCAUAGAUAUAGAGUCUGCAUUGAAAUCAGACUGUAUUCCAUACUGAUUACAUAUAGAUUCAUAAAGUCUGCAUUGAGAUCAGACUACUUUUUGUACUGAUUACAUACAGAUCCAUAGAAUCUGCAUUGAGAUCAGACUCUGUACUGAUUACAUACACACAGAUCCAUAGAGCCUGCAUUGAGAUUAUACUGUAUUCUGUACUGAUUACAUACAGAUCCAUAGAGCCUGCAUUGAGAUCAGACUAUAUUCUGUACUGAUUACAUAUAGAUCUAUAGAGCAUGCAUUGAGAUCAGACUACUUUCUUUACUGAUUACAUACAGAUCCAUAGAGCCUGCAUUGAGAUCAGACUAUAUUCUGUACUGAUUACAUAUAGAUCUAUAGAGCCUGCAUUGAGAUCAGACUAUAUUCUGUACUGAUUACAUAUAGAUCUAUAGAGCCUGCAUUGAGAUCAGACUAUAUUCUGUACUGAUUACAUAUAGAUCUAUAGAGCAUGCAUUGAGAUCAGACUAUAUUCUGUACUGAUUACAUACAGAUCCAUAGAGCAUGCACUAAAAUCUGAAUAUAUUCUCUACUGAUUACAUACAGAUCCAUAGACAUAUAACUUGUAUAUAGCCUCAGACUAUAUUCUACACUGAUCAGUAAACGUCCACUGACUCUACAGCUGCUGCAGGUGACAUCUCUCACAUGACUCUCUAGAAUCUAUUGGAGGAGCUGCUCUUCUGUUUAUUCUGUGACAUGCAGGACAGAUGAGAUGAGCCCUGUGUCCUGCUUUACCCUUUUAUAUAGUGUGGAUUCAAUCUAAGGGGUUGAUCAGAGAACUCCCCCCCCCCCCUCUCCAACCCCCAGUGACUAUACAGAGUCCUGUCCAAUGUGGGGAGGGACAGAAGCAGCACCUGUCAGUAUGGAAAGCAAUGGGCUCUAUGCUUCACCGCAGGCACCUGCAGAGAUGGGGGUUUGCAGCCAGGCUGGAUCAGGGGGGGGAAGUUCAGUGUACCCCAUCAUCGGGGAUGCCGGGGGUCAAUUCUGCCCCUGAACCCCCAGGAGGAGGAGAGGGAUCCCAAUGGAUCAGCAAGCAAAGAUCGCUGAGAGUGGUGUAUGUCUUGAUUGACAGCAUGAAGUCAGCCAUGGGGGGCAGCCCUGAAUCUGGAGCCCUGCAAUGUCUGCACCGAGCCUGUGAGAGCGAGGGGGCGCAGCUGACCAGUGUGAACUUUGGGGAGCUGGAUUUCGGGGAGACGGAGGUGCUGGACACCUUCUACGAUGCAGAUGUUGCUGUGGUGGACAUGAGCGAUGUAGGAAGACAACCCUCUCUUUUUUACCAUCUUGGAGUUCGAGAAAGUUUUGACAUGGCAAAUAACGUUAUUAUUUAUCAUGAUACAGAUCCUGAUACAUCAUUAUCCCUCAAGGAUAUGGUGGCCCAGAAGAACACUGCCUCUAGCGGUAACUAUUACUUCAUUUCAUACAUCGUGACUCCCUGCGGAGACUACUUUUGCUGUGAGAGUGAUGCCCAGCGGAGAGCCUCAGAGUACAUGCAACCAAACUGGGACAACAUUUUAGGACCAUUAUGCGCCCCUCUGAUUGACAAAUUUAUUAGUCUGCUGAAAGACAUACAUGUCACUUCAUGUGCAUACUACAAGGAAACGCUGCUGAAUGACAUCAGAAAAGCCAGAGAAAAGUACCAAGGAGAUGAACUUGCUAAAGAGCUGACCCGUAUAAAAUUACGAAUGGAUAACACAGAAGUGCUGACUUCAGAUAUUGUAAUCAACCUGCUCCUCUCAUACCGAGACAUCCAGGAUUAUGAUGCCAUGGUCAGACUUGUGGAAACACUAGAAAUGCUGCCAACCUGUGACUUGGCAGAUCAGCAUAAUAUAAAGUUUCAUUAUGCCUUUGCUCUCAAUCGAAGAAAUAACACAGGGGAUCGGGAAAAGGCUCUUAAUGUGAUGCUUCAAGUGCUACAGACAUGUGAUCAUCCAGCCCCUGACAUGUUCUGCUUGUGUGGACGGAUAUACAAGGACAUGUUUCUGGGUUCUGACUGUAAAGAUACAAAGAGCAGAGACAGUGCCAUUGAAUGGUAUCGCAAAGGUUUUGAGCUCCAGCCAUCCUUGUAUUCUGGAAUUAAUCUCGCUGUUUUACUUAUUGUCGCCGGACAGCAGUUUGAAACAUCUAUAGAACUACGGAAAAUAGGUGUUCGCUUGAAUAGUCUUUUGGGAAGAAAGGGCAGUUUAGAAAAAAUGAACAACUACUGGGACGUAGGUCAAUUCUUCAAUGUGAGCAUGCUGGCCAGCGACAUCGGAAAAGCUGUACAGGCAGCCGAACGUCUUUUUAAGCUGAAACCUCCAGUCUGGUACCUAAGAUCCGUGGUACAAAAUCUCCUUCUGAUACAGCGAUUCAAGAAGCUCAACACGGAACAUUCCCCACGGCAAGACAGGCUGAAUUUCUGGAUGGACAUAAUUGUGGAGGCAACAAAAGAGUCUACAAAUGGACUCAGAUUUCCGGUUCUUGUCUUGGAGCCUACAAAGGUUUAUCAGCCCUCAUAUGUAUCUAUAAACAAGGAGGCUGAUGAGAGAACCGUUUCAUUAUGGCAUGUGUCCCCUGUGGAAAUGAAAGGGAUUCAUGAGUGGAACUUCACUGCUUCUUCUAUAAGGGGUAUAAGCAUAUCAAAGUUUGAUGAACGUUGCUGCUUUCUUUAUGUUCAUGACAAUUCAGACGAUUUUCAGAUAUACUUUUCCACUGAGGAUCAGUGUAAUAGGUUUUGUAGUCUUGUUAAAGAGAUCAUCACGGAUGUUGUAGGCAGCACUGUAGAGUUGGAGGGUGAGGCAGAUGGAGAUACAUUAGAGUAUGAAUAUGACUAUGAUGAAAAUGGCGAUCGAGUAAUCCUUGGCCGAGGUACUUAUGGAGUAGUAUAUGCAGGCAGAGAUCUCAGCAAUCAAGUCCGUAUAGCAAUCAAAGAGAUUCCAGAGAGAGACAGUAGAUAUUCUCAACCACUUCAUGAAGAGAUUGCGCUUCACAAAUAUUUGAAACACCGCAAUAUUGUUCAGUAUCUUGGCUCUGUUUCUGAAGAUGGGUACAUCAAAAUAUUUAUGGAACAGGUUCCAGGAGGUAGUCUUUCAGUUCUCCUGAGAUCUAAAUGGGGUCCUAUGAAGGAACCAACCAUUAAGUUUUACACUAAGCAGGUCUUAGAAGGUUUAAAGUAUCUACACGAGAAUCAAAUUGUACAUCGAGAUAUAAAGGGUGAUAAUGUGCUUGUAAACACAUACAGUGGAGUGGUAAAAAUAUCGGAUUUUGGUACAUCUAAGCGACUUGCUGGAGUAAACCCAUGUACUGAGACUUUUACUGGCACAUUACAAUACAUGGCACCGGAGAUUAUAGAUAAAGGACCCAGAGGAUAUGGAGCACCUGCCGAUAUUUGGUCUCUUGGCUGUACAAUUAUUGAAAUGGCAACUGGAAGGCCCCCAUUUCAUGAGCUGGGGGAACCCCAAGCUGCAAUGUUUAAGGUCGGCAUGUUUAAAAUCCACCCAGAGAUCCCAGAAUCCCUUUCUGCAGAAGCCAGAGCCUUCAUAUUGCUUUGUUUUGAGCCUGAUCCAACGAAGCGUGCAACGGUUGCAGACUUGCUCAGAGACUUCUUCCUCAAGCAAGCUAAUAAAGGCAAGAAAAAUAAAAUAGCAUACAAGCCCUCAGAUUACAACCGCAGCGCAUCUCUACCAAUACCAGUGCCGGGGGAGCUGGCAGGCAGCAGCAGCAGUGAACAUGGAUCGGUGUCACCAGACUCUGAUGCAAAGCAUGAAUUAUUAUUUGAAAAGGCAAAAAGAUCCAUUUCUGAAAAUGCUUCUAGCAAAGCUCAAGUUACCACUUUACUAAGUGUACCAGAUGAUGGUUCAUUGUCAGAAGACAGAAGUACCCCUCCAUCUCCAGAUGAGAGGGACUCUGGAUUGUUCCUUCUGAGAAAAGACAGUGAACGCCGUGCUAUACUUUAUAAAAUCCUUAAGGAAGAGCAGAAUACAGUUUCAUCAAAUCUGCAGGAAUGUCUCAAGCAGAGCUCAGAAGAUGUGCAACUUUCAGUCACUCACAUCAAGCAGAUUAUCAAUAUUCUGAGAGACUUCAUGCGCUCCCCAGAGCAUAGGGUCAUGGCCUCCACAAUCUCCAAACUAAAAGUGGACUUGGACUUUGACAGCACAUCUAUAAAUCAAAUCCAGCUGGUCUUGUUUGGGUUUCAAGAUGCAGUCAAUAAAGUCUUAAGGAAUCACCUCAUCCGGCCACACUGGAUGUUUGCUAUGGAUAAUAUCAUUCGUCGAGCAGUGCAGGCAGCUGUCACUAUUCUCAUUCCUGAGCUCAGAACACAUUUGGGGCCAGCGUCAGAGAGUGAAGUGGACAAAGAAGUAGAAGAUGAAGAUUACCAACCAGUACAACAGAACAACUCAGAGGAAGUUGUCCAGACAUCAGGGGUCAGCACCAUGAGCUCAGUGGUUUCACAAGACACCCAAAGCCAGCAGCUAAACCUACAGCUUGGGAAACUCCGACAAGAGACCAACAGGUUAUUAGAAGACCUGGUACAGAAGGAACGGGAAUACCAGUUUCUGUUAAAACAGUGUUUGGAACAGAGAAGUCAUGACCUGCAUUUACUCCAGAUAAAAUCAAGCAUGGAUAACCCGAGAUCUGCAUCUUUUGUGUCAAUUGGCAUUAACAAAGACCAAGAAUUGGUGGAAUGGCUGAAACAGCAGGGUGCAGCAGAGGAUGUGAUUGAGCAGUUUGCGGAAGAAGACUACACGCUUCAUGAUGUUCUGCAUGAUGUCACCAAAGAAGACCUGAAGACUCUUAGACUCAGGGGUGGAUCGCUGUGCCGCUUAUGGAAAGCUAUCUCCAAAUACAGAAAACCGAAUAAAAUUGAAGUCAAUUAUUAACCCUAUAAAUACUUUGAUACAAUCAGAUAUGUAAACUGUACAUUAUAGAGAGAGAAAACAUUCCAAUGUUUAAGUUAUUUAUCUUUUGUAUAUCACUGUAUAGCUGUUCCUCCUCUAUGAGUGUUUUCUUACAUGUAGAUGUAUUUAAAAUCUUUGUACUGUAACUUGUAUACAAAAUAGGACGUUUCUUGUCAUUGCGCUGACGAAAAGACCGUUUUAUGUUUGUCUUUAUGGAUUUUGUAAAGAGGUUUUUGUAAUAGAAUGUAAAAUGUGUGGCUAUGAUUUAAUAUGGAUUGAUGUGUGUGAACUGGGGUGUACGACUGCAGUCUUUGGGGCUAUCAGAUGUUUGGCAAUGUCAGUUCAUUUUCUUUAGGCCUGGUUCACACUAGCGUGACUUGGGUCGCACAGAAUCGCAUGACAAGGGAAAUCUCAUUGUUUUCAGAGGUGCCCAUUCUAAUCUAUGUGACUCAGAAAGGUGCAAUUUUCUUAAAUGUUCCUUCACUACUUUGGUACAAUUUACAAUGUGACUUGGCCCCAUAGCAUAUGCAAAGUUGCACCACAUAAUCACACUAUAAAUCACAUUAAAGUCUCAUCUCAGUAGUG